GUAACUUUGUUGGUUACUUUUAUUUAUUUAUUUUUUGUCUUUUUGUCGUUGCUUAAUGGGAUUUUAUUUAUCUAUUUAUUUAGUCAAUUGUUUGUUAUUUGGUUACCGUUGCCGUAACGUUAAUUACUAUUAUCCAUGGUAACGUUGUUUAUUCACAUCUAACCUCGAACGAGUUUAUUAAAAAUAUAUUUGUCAAUAUUGGUUUAUUGAUUUAUCAAAACUUUCUUUAAUCGUAUCGUGAAAUAAUGCAACUCUGGGCUCUUGUCUUAUGGUCUCAAUCGUGCGAACGUGAUAUUUUAAAAUAUGAUAGCAUUAAAUUCAACAAAUCUGGUGACGCAUCGGCCAAAUGUAAAAAUAAGUUUUAUGCAUUACAAAUCCUACGCACAAGCGAAGAUAAAGAAUGGCUAGAAUCUUUGGAGGUUGAUACUAAUGGUAAUGUUAAGUUACCACAAAAUCUACAAGACAACAACAAGGCGGGGAAAGAGAAAGAGAACGGCGCAAAGAAGAAGAAAACUCCAGUAAACAAUGCUGAGGGAAAAAGCUCUAUAGACGGCGUGAAAAAUAUCCUUGGUGAUAUUUUUCCAUCAUCAAAGGUUGCAGAGUCCUCAAGUUCUGACGGUGAUCUUUCGGAUCGUGGGUAUUCACCAACUCAGGAGGAGAAAAUAGUCGAUCCUCGCACUGGAUCUAGAGUCACAAUCGUAAAGGCUAAUAUUGAGUAUGAUAAACGGAUUGAAAAAAAAUUUGUUUGCAGUACUUGUAAAGCUUCUCAAAAAGAUUUUACAAGAGGCUACGAGAUAAGUAUAGAGUUAAUGGAUUUUUUCCGGGAAAAAAUAAGCCAAUUUGGUACACAGAAAACAGACCAUUUGAAGCCACCGUCUCAGUCUCUUCAGUCUACGAUUUCAACUGCAAAGUCUUCCGGAAGUAUUUUUCAGCCUUCUGAAUUCCAUUCGACUAAGAUCAAAGAUGUCUCAGACCAAGCUGAACAUCAUGACUUGGAUUUUAAUCGAUACUCUCGCAGUCUAGAUCCGACAUUAGUGCUCAAGCCUAAAGAUUGUUCCAGUGGAUAUCGUAAACAAUCUAGUUCUCAACACUCAAGAAAAAUUUUACCGAACAACCAAGGACCUCUGAAACAACCCAAGAAAGCUGCUGAUUCUCAUCUUAUUACUUACAAUUCUCCUAGCCCUGAAAAUUUGUCUCCGUAUCGUUCUCAUCCGACACAAGAACAAGUCAUUAUUUCUCCGUCACCAAGUACUGGAAUAAAAUUGAAUCCACAACCUAAAGAAUCGUCAAACAAAGAUCCUGUUAAAAGAAUAAUUAAUAAUAAAACUGAUGACAAGGACGAUCUGCCUCCAUGGAACGUUGCAUCAGAUAAAAAAGAACAGCUUGGGGAAAAUUCUGGCGUUUUCAUUAACAGUGUGAAUUUAAAGUACGUGAAAACUAAAUUCAAAGAGGAUUCUCCUGAAACAGCACGACGUUUAUUCAAGUACAUCAUUGGCGAAGAACUAUGAAAGACAAUGAGCAGAACCGGUGGAAACGGAUGGAAACCAUUACCUUUAGAUGUUUAUCAAUCGGUCUAUGAUUAUGUGAGGUCGCAUGCAAAACCAAAAUUGUCCUGUGAAAAAUUCGAACGGAUUGUAACUCAAAUGUUUACUUCACUCAGGCGGUUCAAUCAAGAUUCAAAUGCCGCAAACAAAAAUAAUCGUUCAAAGAAUUUAUCAACAAGCUCACCGUUUCGCCACUCUUCCGUGGUUCCAUCAUCGAAGCCAAUCAGUGCUUCCAAUGCUAUGGAAGCCAGAUGUAACUCUUCGCUUUUGUCUCCCAAUUACUCGUACCGAAAAUUACAUCAUGGUAAUACUUCACGUCCGAACAGCAAUUCAAGAAGUUCAUUAUAUGAUCAUCGUUCCACUGAUGAUCGUUCCUGCUCAAGAAGUCUUUCUCGACACCGUUCCCGCUCAAGAAAUCUUUCACGACACCGUUCCCGCUCAAGAAGUCUCGUACGUUACCGUCCACGCGAAAGAUCACGAAGCCGUUCCCAUUACUCUGUUCACCGUAGUGGUCAAAGCCAGAGUAAACAAUCUUACCGCCAUGAUAAAUAUUAUUAAUGCUCAAUUCAUAAUUUUACCUAUUUAUCUACUUUUUUUUCAUUUAAAACAAAUACGAUUUCUCUUCAAUAGUGUUCAUUAAUUUUAUUAUUCUCUAAAGUUCAUUUAUCUCUUUCCUGUUUUGACUUUAUAUAUUAAUCAACCCAAAU
This is a messenger RNA of Microplitis mediator, 2251 nucleotides long. RefSeq lists its product as uncharacterized. The transcript has 5 exons. The record is from RefSeq and is a predicted model, not a curated record. Lineage: Eukaryota; Metazoa; Arthropoda; Insecta; Hymenoptera; Braconidae. The coding region runs from base 246 to 1508 and encodes 420 amino acids.